Messenger RNA from Polyodon spathula (Mississippi paddlefish), 6705 nucleotides. RefSeq names its product granule associated Rac and RHOG effector protein 1-like. Lineage: Eukaryota; Metazoa; Chordata; Actinopteri; Acipenseriformes; Polyodontidae. The coding region runs from base 1034 to 4345 and encodes 1103 amino acids. Gene Ontology annotation, biological process: Rac protein signal transduction. The transcript is spliced from 15 exons. The record is from RefSeq and is a predicted model, not a curated record. Gene Ontology annotation, molecular function: CCR4-NOT complex binding.
AAUUGCUGUCAGGAGGGUGGACGACGUUGCUGUGGAAACAAUGUGAUGCAUGACUAGAAAACAUUGGCACUGCAUAAUAUGUAUAUGAGGAAAUGACCUAGAGGCCUUACAAAUACAUGUGUGCUUUCUUACUUAAGACGACAAUCGGAGUGAAAUUCAAUCUGGAAGCACCACUUGUUUCCACUAGAACUUUAUUACUACCUCAGCAAGGAGAAGGAAAGGAGGGGAAGGCCUGUGAAAACAAAGUCCCAUCAGUUUUUAAUGAUUCGGUCUUGCACACUCCUUUGAAGUCAAGACAAAGUAACAGAGAGCUUUUGCUGCACUAUGUGAAAAGGAGCAUUGACGGACUGGAUCUGUCAAAGUAUUUAACCUACAAUCUCUCUGUGAUUCCAAACACAGAAAGAGAGCUUGGUGACUUUUUACAGGGGAGAGCCUCAACACUGUAAGACUAUUUUUGUUUUUGUGGGUUUUAUUUUAUAUCCUCGCUGUUGACCGGUGUUCUCUACAUUUUUUUUGCAUUUACAUUUAAAUAUUUUUGUAUUUUUACAUUAGGACAUAUGUAUUAAAAUUUAAAAAACUUAAAAAAAAAGAUCCUGGAUAAUCAAGCACUUUUUUGAGAAAGCUGAAGAUUAAACAGAACUGAUGGUUACUGAAAAAAAAAACAUUUGAGGAUUAUUUAUUUUUCUUUUUUUUUUUUUACUUUUCAACAGGGAUCUUUGAAAUCUGAUUAGUCACCCACUAAUGACCUUCUUUUUUAUUUAAAAUAGAAGCGAGAGGAAGUACUUUUAAGCUGCUUAUUCUUAGGCAUACUUGGACUGUUAUAGUAGUUGUGAUCUGCAGCAGUGCUGCACAGAAAAUAACAGUAGGUCAGCACACAAACAGUACAGACGGCCGCCUUCGGAAAUGCCUCUUUGUGAAAUUGCACACACAGUCUACAGCUAUCUUCUUUUUACUUAACUGAACAUUUGCAGAAGAAUUACCCUUGAGGCUGUGAUCUCAAAACCCACAGAGAAUCCGAGUCAGCUCAACACCUAUGUAUUGUUGCAGCGUGCAGGAAAGUAAAAUGGACUACAAGCGGCGCUUUUUGCUUGGCGGGUCUAAGCAGAAAGUGCAACAGCACCAACAGUAUCAGAUGCCAGAGUUGAGCAGAACCCUGAGCGCCCCAUUGGGAUCGACCUCCUCCUCCUCCUCCUCCUCUCCAUCCUCCCUGGCCUCCUCAGCUGCUGCUGGGGGCAACUGCGGCCACCUGGUCCCUCACACCACCCCCAUCGCCGACAUCCAGCAGGGAAUCUCCAAGUAUCUGGACGCUCUUAACGUGUUUUGCCGGGCAAGCACUUUCCUCACAGACCUCUUCAGCGGUGUUUUCAGGAACUCACACUAUUCCAAAGCAGCUAUGCAACUGAAAGACGUGCAGGAACAUGUCAUGGAUGCAGCGAGCCGGCUCACGGCAGCAAUAAAGCCUGAGAUAGCCAAGAUGCUGAUGGAGCUAAGUGCGGGAGCCGCCAACUUCAAAGAUCAAAACGAGUUCAGCCUGCAAGACAUUGAGGUGCUGGGCCGGUGUUUUCUGACGGUGAUGCAGGUCCACUUUCAGUUCUUAUCCCAGGCUCUGCAGAAGGUGCAGCCCGUGGCUCAGUCCUGCUUCACAGAGGUGCUGGCCCAAGCCCAGGAGAGGAUGAACACCACGCGGAAUGACCCCUCCAGUACGGAGCUAGCAGAGGCUGUGAGGUCAUGGAAAGGUGCUGCAGAGGCUACAUCUCGGCUGCGGGAGAGGGGGCGGGACGGCUGCCUGUCUGGGAUUGAGGUGCAGCAGCUCUUCUGCUCUCAAAACACAACCAUCCCUGAGCACCAGCUGAAGGAACUCAAUAUGAAGAUUGACAAUGCUUUACAGGCUUACAGAGCAGCCCUGGAGAGUUUGGGCCAUGGUGAAUAUGCAUUGAAGGCUGGUUUUCACCUGAACCCCAAAUCUGUUGAAGUCACUCUGCAGGGGUGCUGCGGUGAAGCAGAGGCGCAGCAGGCUGGGCGAAUGCAGACUACUUCUCAGCCCAUUCAGUCUGAACUCCCCACCAUAUCUGUGCAGAUCGGAUCACACUUUCUCAAGGGGGUCUCAUUUAACGAAUCGGCAGCAGAAAACCUGAAACUGAAAACGCAAACAGUGUUCCAGCUGAUUAAAGAAGCGGCAAGUGAGAAUGGGAUCUCUCCAAGAGACAAUUCGCCAGUCACAGAGGUCCUGAAUCAGGUCUGCCCUUCGAGUUGGCGAGGGGCCUGCAAAACUGCUGUGCAGCUGCUGUUUGGCCAGGCUGGAUUGGUGGUGGUUGACACGGCUCAGAUUGAGAACAAGGAGGCCUACGCACCACAGAUUAGUUUGGAAGGCUCUAGAAUUGUAGUUCAAGUCCCCUCAACAUGGUGUCUCAAAGAAGAUCCUGCCACAAUGUCUCUACUGCAGAGAAGUCUUGAUCCAGAGAAGACCCUGGGGCUGGUGGAUGUGUUGUAUACUGCAGUCUUUGACUUGAACAGAUGGAAAGAACAGAGAGAGCAGGCACUGCCCACCAUUCAAAUCCAGCUGCAGCGCGAAUCCUCUGACUAUGGAAGCCAAGUAGACUCGCCGUCCGGAGCCAAGUCCUCCAGCGGGCUUCCCAAGACCAUCUCCAAGCUAACCUCAAAGUUUACAAAGAAAGCCUCCUGCAGCAGCAGCAGCAGCAGCUCCGGUAGUGGAAGCUUUUCGAUUCCAAACACCCCUUCACGAAGCAUCUUCACCGGCAGCAGCACAGAGGACAAAGGCAAGCUACCCAACAGCAUGGACGCGAGGUUACAGAGCAUCUUCAACAUAGGCAGCUUCCCCAGGAACAUGGACUCCAACCAGGCUCGGCAGGGCACCCCUGGCCAGCUACUUAACGGCUACCCCAUUGAUCGGAGAGAGCUAGCUCCGGGUGAGAAGGGCAUGAACCUGCCCACGGACCAGGAGAUGCAGGACGUCAUAGACUUCCUCUCGGGUUUCAACAUGGGUAAGUCUCAGCAGGCAUCUCCGCUGGUCAAGAGAAGGAACUCGGUGGCGGCAUCGGCAUCCUCCUCUGCUGCCGAGCAGAAACUGCCCUCAGGAGUGCAGCCUCCUCAGCCGGUGCCCCACGCAGCUCUGCAGCCUCUUCAGCCGGUGCCCCACGCAGCUCUGCAGCCGUCCCAGCCAGUGUUACCACCACAGCAGAACCCUACGCAGAAACAGCAGCAGCAAGCACUGCAGUAUUACCAGCACCAUCUCCAGCCCAUUGGACAACAGCAGCAGCAACAACAAACACAGUCACAGUCCCUGCCGCAGCUCCCUAUACACCAACAACAGCAGCAGCGAGUCCCAGCUAAGUGGUUGGGCAGCUCCACCCAGCAUCUCCCACCUCAGCCUCCGCCUGCAGCAGGACUGUCACCCAUCGGACCGAUGGGUCAGUGGGGUAACCCGGGGCUCCCGGAUUUAAGCUCUGAUUUUUACAGCCUCGGGCUUGUAAGCACGUACAUGGACAGCGUUGUGUCUGAAAUGCUGGGGCAAAAACCCCAAGGUCCGAGAAAUAACACCUGGCCAAAUCGAGACCAAAGCGAGGGCGUCUUUGGGAUGCUUGGAGACAUUCUUCCAUUUGACCCUGCAGUUGGCUCAGACCCAGAGUUUGCCCGUUACGUGGCUGGGGUUAGCCAGGCUAUGCAACACAAAAGGCAAGCACAGCAUGUCCAUCGCCCGAGCAACACGCGUAGCAACUGGGCUGCCCCCGAUGAACCUCACAGAACCUGGCCACCUCCCAAGUACUACACAGAGGGGGAUGUGAUGAAUAGCAGCUGGUCUGGGACUCAGGGAGACUCGGCCAGCUCCAGUGAUGAGACAUCCUCUGUCAAUGGCGACAGUCUGUUCUCCAUGUUCUCAGGGCCUGAUCUCGUUGCUGCUGUCAAACAGAGGAGGAAGCACAGCAGCGGUGAGCAGGAAGCCUGCACCCUGCCAUCCCCACCUCUCCAUCCCUCCGCAGAUGACAUAAAUCAGGAUAGCAAAACUAAAACCUGGCCUCCGAAAGCCCCCUGGCAGCACUCUUCUCCUCUCACUAACACAUUGCCCAGUCAGAGCUCUUCCUUGUACCAGAUGACCAACCCUGUCAGCCAGUGGAAUGAAUCCAUGCAAAUGCUGCAGUCACCAGUGUGGUCGACGGCCAGUGACUGUGCCCCCUCCACUGGGAUCUCUUCCAGCUUUGCUUACGCCCAACAACAACAGCAGCAGCAGCAGCAGCAGCAAGCCUCCCAACACAAACAGAUGAAUAAGGGCUUUAAAUCGUUUCCUCUGAAGCACGAACACAGGCCAUCCUACCUGCAUCAGUACUGAACAGAUACGACACAAAAUGGCAAGAGCCAAAUUGUGUAUGAAGUUUUGAGUUCAGCUUACUUUGUAACAUACUAGGAUAUAUCUUUGGCAUUUUAGCUUUAUAUAGCGGUGUGCAUUAUAAUGUGUCCCUGAUCCUGUGUGGCAAAGCAGUGAGAGAUACAGUAUGUAAAUAUGCUUUUUUUGUUGUUAUUGUAUUUAAGUAUUGAGCAAGUUUAUGGCCAUUGUAUUAGUUGUUCCACGCUCGACUCCAGAACUGUAAAAUAGAGAUGAAUAAAAUUUAAAUCAUAUUUAACUUAUUUGCACUGUAGUUUAACUUUUAAUAUACAUUAUUAUAUUUUCUAACUUUUUCCAUUUCAAUAAAACAACCCCAUAAACAAACCCAUUGGAACUCAUGUAACUAAGUUUACCCAACUAAUAUGAUGGCCAAGUGUUUGCUUAAGUUAUUAUACAUGUGUGUAUAUUUCUUUGCUGACAAUUUGGUAGCCUGUGACAUGAAAGAGUUGUGGUCGUAGGUUUUGAAUAAAAAACAUUUCAUCUUACAAAUGGAAAAAAAAAGGACAAAAAAUGAUCUUCACCAUCUACCCUUCAAUUUACUGUUUCAGUUAAAAAGUGGCUAAUAAGCUGUAACUUGCAAAUCUGAUCUUAAAGGAGCAUGUGUGAAAUGUAUCUAAAGAGCCAGCAGCAUUGGCAUUGUGUUACUAUUCCAUAGCUUGUAAAUUAGUCAUAUACUACAUAGAAAUAAUUUACUUCCACUUUUAAUAAAAUAAAAGGCUUUGAGCAGGCUCAGCAGAAAUAUAAAAAUCAUAACAGAUGUGUAAUUUGAAAGACAUUUAUACACUACUUUUUUCCCCAGUUACUGACAUUAUAAAUAUUAGCAGUAAUUAUGUGCCAUGUUAAUAAAACAACCUGUGGAACAGAGAAUAUUUUUCCAACCAAAGUGUUGUUCAGAAAAAAAAUAAUAGUGCUUAGAAAUGAGAGAAUUGACUCUGAAAAAUGUAUAGCUGCCCUGUUGUAUAAUAAAUAAAUAAAAAGUUAGCUUAGAAAGAAUCUUUAUAUGGUUAAAUAUUUAAAAACUUUCAUAUUUCUAUUGGCUUUCUGAAUGAUGAUUCAACUCCAAGUGAAUCUUAACACGUGUUCAUCUGAAUACAAUAUGUUCUUGUAUAGAAGUAUUGACAGUAUUAAUCCUAUUUUUGUAUUUUCUUAAAAUUCCCAUUACUGUAUGUUUAUUGUUUGUAAAAUAGGCAUAUUAUGUAACAAGUUCAGAUUUGUUUGCAAGGAAGUAAAAAAACAAAGCACAUUUAUUUUAUUCUUUUUUCUACAGAGUUUAAUUACAUCAUAUAUCUAAGGGUUACUAAAUAUGCCACUAUACACUAAAAUUAUUAUAAGAUGUGGGUGUUUUUGAACCCAAACAUAUUUCUUCAGUUUGUAUGGUGAUGGGCUGUGCUUGCAAGCCCAGAAUGUUAACUGUUUGUGAUGUUUGCAGAUGCCAGUGUUGCCUGUAUUUAAGAUAGUACAUGUUUUCUGAAAACUAACAUACUUACUGUUUACAGAGAAUCAUUUGCUGUGCAUAAACAUUUUUAUAGUUCCAUGCUUUGCACAACACAAAUGUAUUGUUGCUUUUUGUCUGUGUAAACACAAACUUCUGCAGCUUUUUUUAAAAUAAAGACCUUGAACUGUAACUGUUAAUAUUUCUCAGCCAUGCCAAGUGGUUUUCUAGUUUCAUCUGCUGAAGUGCAACCCUUGCAUAGAAAGACCCAAUUUUAACAAAAUCUAGCUCUAGUUUACAUUAGAGCUGCUUAUGUAUUCUCCAUUUAGUUGGUAACAGGAACUUGCACACUGUUUCAGCUUUAAAAAUAAAACUAAAAAAGCAGGUUUAAUUGAAAGUUUCAGAGUGAAAAACAUUUCUGUUUGAGUCAAGUGCAGCGUUAGUUGAAUUAAGUUCUAAAAGCAGGAAUUUGAUAUCCUGUAACCUGAACAAGCAUGGUUGGAGGCACUGGCCUGGCUGAGUGGGAAGUGUACACUUAGACAUGUAAAAAACCAUUUACAUGUCGGUCACUUUGUAGAUGCCCUAAAUGUGUUGCAUACUUCAAACCUUUAGAAUGGUGGUACCUGUUUUUAUGAUUUUCUUCAAUUCUUAUAUCGCACUUGUUACUACAAGUCUUGCCAUAAAAGUUAUUUUGCUCACACUGCCAAGUGCUGGGGGUGUUUGGAGUAUAGCUCAGGCUAACCAGCCCAGGAUGCCUUUGCUUUAAGUGGGGAGUACAACAUUUUUGAAAUUGGAAUUCUACAUUUUAUAUUUUACCUUUUAAAAGCUUCUGUAAGUAAAAUAACUAUUUGCUAUAUUAAAGAUGUACAUUUAA